AUGGCCGUCAAGAGCCGCCAGCUGCAGCGCGGGCUGGCCGCCGCCGAGGAUGAGACGACGCUCGACUGCGCGCGCGCCGCCGCCCUGCUGGAAUUACUCGCGGCGCUGACGGCACUGGACCGGCGUCGCACCGGCGUCGUGUCCGUCACCGCGCUGAAGCUGCUGCUCGGCCUGCUGUGCGCCGGCCGCCUCACCGACCGCUACCGCUACCUGUACGCAGAGCUGGCCGACGUGGCCGGCGCCGUCGCCGAGCUGCUCGGAGAGCGUGAGACCUUCGGCCGCCACCUGGUGGCCGGUACGGUGGCCUCCUGCUUCGGAGGAGGCAGCGCCGGCGCUCUGACCAGGGACGGCCUGAUGACGUGGCUGCUGCGGGAGCCGCAGAUGCUGGUGUGGGUGUCGACGCUGUACAGGCUGACUUCCGCCGAGGAGGUGGUGCACAGCGUCGGCUGUAGCGUGUGCGAGGCCAAGCCACUGGUCGGACUCUGCUACGCCUGCCUGCAGUGUCUCGGCGUCUACCUCUGCCAGGAGUGCUUCUUCCGCGGGCGCGCCGGCCGCGGCCACAAGCCGCAGCACCCGCUGCAGGAGUUCUGCGCGCAGUGGAACCGGCGCCAGAAGACGCAGGCGCUGCUCAAGACGCUGUGGAACAAGUUGAGUGGCCGACGGGAGCGCGCGCCGGACGAGGACCCGCCGUCCUCGUCCUCCUCCGACGAGGACGACGAGCUGCUGUCGCGCACGAUCCUGGACGGCUCGGUGGCGCUCGACCCGCGGCUGGACAGCAUUCUCGGCCACCUCGAGUCCGAGAACGGUCUGCUGGCGGGGGAGCUGCGGCGGCUGCGCGCCCACCUGCAGUCGACGCCGAUGCCGCGGCUCUCGCAGCUUAGUCCCAUCGCGCGCGUGCCCGACACGCCCGCAGCGCGCGAUGCGCCCGCAGACGAGUACGGCCUGGUCUUGUCGCCGCAGUCGGGCGCCGGCGGCGCUGGCGCCGCGCCGACCAGCCCGGACGCUCCGGAUUUCAGCCGCCGCCUGCCGGACCUCACCGAAUACUCGCUCUCCGACCUGAGCUCGCCGCAGCGGGUCGACCUGACGGUGCCGGCUGCCUCGUCGCUGUCGCCCUCGCCGGCCGUGCGGAACGCCGAGGAGGCCCUGGCGGUGCUGGCGGCGGAGGUGGCGCUGCUGGAGGAGACCACGAACCGCGGGCCGGAGACUUGGCCCAGCGGGGCCCUGAUGGGCACUGUGCCGCACCAGACGGCCGCCGAGCUGCUGGAGCUGCUUUCUGACCUGGAGAGCCUCUGCGUCACCGCCAACUAA
This is a messenger RNA of Pollicipes pollicipes, 1308 nucleotides long. Its product is annotated as dystrotelin-like. Bases 1 to 1308 code for a protein of 435 amino acids. Gene Ontology annotation, cellular component: plasma membrane. NCBI's taxonomy places the organism in Eukaryota, Metazoa, Arthropoda, Thecostraca, Pollicipedomorpha, Pollicipedidae. The record is from RefSeq and is a predicted model, not a curated record. Gene Ontology annotation, biological process: synaptic signaling. The transcript has 7 exons. Gene Ontology annotation, molecular function: zinc ion binding.